Messenger RNA from Eublepharis macularius, 3425 nucleotides. RefSeq names its product syndecan 4 (gene SDC4). The record is from RefSeq and is a predicted model, not a curated record. The coding region runs from base 89 to 682 and encodes 197 amino acids. Lineage: Eukaryota; Metazoa; Chordata; Lepidosauria; Squamata; Eublepharidae. Gene Ontology annotation, cellular component: cell surface; membrane. Gene Ontology annotation, biological process: cell migration. The transcript is spliced from 5 exons.
GCGCUCCGGUGCGGGGGAACUUGGUUACGCCGAGACCGUGUCUGUCGUUUUUCGCCGCCGCUGCACAGACUCCGCCGCCCCGAACGCCAUGCAGCCCCGUUGUCCCGCCGGCCUGUGUGUCGCCCUCCUGCUGCUGCUGGCGGCUGCUGUCGCUGCCGAGUCGGUGAGAGAAACGGAGACGAUGGACCCGCACCCUUAUCUAGAGGAAUUUUCAUCGGGUGACUUGCCAGAUGAUGAAGACUCUUGGCCUGACUUCAUAAUUGACGAAGGAGGCGAUGAAUUAUCGGGUUCAGGAGAUGAGGAAGAUACAGAGGAUGCCUUGCCUUCAGUCCCUGCCCAUCCUGAUGACUCUAUGGACAAUUAUAUCCCUGAUAUGAAGGAAGAGAGCAAGGAUAAUGGUGAACCAUCUGUAGUGGAAAAUGAAAUAAUUCCCAACAAAGCUGUAAACUCUGAAGGAGACGUUUCCAACAAGAUAUCGAUGGCCAGCACAGCCACCGGCAGCGUCUUCGAGAGAACUGAAGUUCUUGCAGCUCUUAUUGCAGGUGGGGCAGUCGGGUUAUUGUUUGCUGUCUUCCUGGUCCUUCUCCUGGUCUAUCGCAUGAAGAAAAAGGAUGAGGGCAGUUACGACCUUGGCAAGAAGCCAAUCUACAAGAAAGCGCCCACAAAUGAAUUCUACGCCUAAGGCUUGCCAAUGCCACAUGCCCACUUGGGAGACAGAGACAGACUUUGUAAAAAGCUUUUGGACCACAGACAAGAAGCUCUGAACAAAUGCCUCUCCUUGGAUGUAAUGUCAAAGUGAUUUUUUUAAAAAAAAAUCUCUCUUUUGUGGCCCUUCCCAUCCCACUAACUAAUGAGGAAGCAAAGCAAAAAGGCAGUAUAUAAAAAGAGAACCGCAUGAAGGGUCGGUGGUACAUAUGUGUUCUUAAAAUGCAAAGCAAAUUGGCCAGAUAGUUAUAUUUGGUUGGCUGGAGCCAGCUGGAAGUAGGAAACAGAUAGCACGAAACUGAUUGCAUCUGGUUGCUGUGAUCCAACUUGCCUUGCUUUGUAAAAGUUAUAAAUUCAGUUUGACUGUUUUUUUUUUUUUAAGGCGGUCUUGCAGCGGGCUGGUUGUGCAAGGCAUUUUUUGUAAAGAAUUUAUUUGUGCAAUCUCCUACACUACAGUGUAACUUUGUCCUGGUAGAGAGCCGAGUUGAACAUCUCUCUACAUAGCAUCAGGGUUUAAUUGGAAGGGAUGGCUGUGCGGGAGGAAGCAGACCCUUCUUUGAUUGGGAGCCGGGCCCAGGAGGAGCCCGCUAAAGCAGAACAUUCUUUGGCUGGCUGGGAAGGGGAGGCAAAUUGUAACCCACUCUCUAGCUGAAGAACUUUUUUAAAUGGAGGGUUUCAUUAAGAAUAAUAGCUUGCCUAUACAAGGUUGUAGAAAACAUUCUUAAACAAAAUAUUCUUUUUUUGUAAUUUUCAUAAAACCUUGAUUUUUGAUCCCUUAUUUCUUCUCGCUGGAGAUAUCUCUAGAUAAAUAGUGUAUUUUAUAUUGCUCAUUGCCAGAACUCGAGUAGCAACUGCAGUUUGUUACAGGUUUCUAAGCUCCAAUCACUGGUUACCCUAGGCAGUUGCGAAGAAAAUAUUUAUAUUUUUUUCCAGAAUAAAAGCAAAGAUGUGUGUGUUAAUUUUUUAUAGAACUAUUUAUAGUUUCUAAGAUGGCUGCUCUGUUUUUUGGUACCUUCUUUUUUUUAAUAUGUAAAACACUAAUAUAAUGAGACUCCUAAUGAUUGUGAAAACUAUUUAAGCUUUAUUCUGUGUAUUAUACUCCGAAGGCAAUAACCUCUGCUAGAAUUAAUGUUUAUAUGCAAAAUCAGAUUUUCUCUGAACACGACUAAAAUAAUUGGGGGGUUCAUUUUUUAGCUUUGUAAUAUAUUAUCAGUGCUAUAGAAUUAUAUUUUUUCAGUAAAAAGUACACAAUUUUUAUAAAAGUAAAUAUCAGAAUGGGUUUUGUGCAUGGGUAAUGGAUAUUCUGUCUCUGAUCUCUGGACUUUUUUUCUAAUGUCUUCCUGUUCAUUAUGUAGUCAUCACAGUAUAUAUGUUAAUUAAUGCUAAUUAAUGGCAGCUGAGCAAUUCCACUAGAUUGGGUUUAAGGAUGAGGUCUAGUCCUUGUACCUGUGCUUGCUUCAUGGGCAGGAUUAAUUCCCUUGUUUGGAGCUUGGGUACAGCUGGGCCAUGUGCCAUGGUUAUUAUUUUCCACGUAUCUGAGCCAGCUCAAGAGGCGAUGACAAGAAAACAAACUUGGAAGCACCUGCAAUGAAAUGUUACGGUACUCUGAGCAUUAACUUAAAAAAAGAAUCGAUACUGUAUUUAUGCUUCUUGCUUACUUUUUAGAAUUAGUUGAGACAUUGGCUUUCAUAGUUCAAAAUGGCAUGUUGUACAGAAAGGCUCUGGGAACAAGUAGGGUUCUCUUUUUUUAAAAAAAAAAAACCCACCCUGCUGAUGGUGCUUGUGCACAUUGGAGGGAAUCAUGAUUCCUCAUUGGCUAUGGCUGGUGCAUGUUCACAUUGCCUCCAUAGUUUCAAUUUACUUGCCCGUGUCAGAACGGUAUGGAAGCCUUUGGACGGCAUGCUUGUAUUAUGCAGGGGUCAGCUUACUGUUGCUACAUCAGAGAAGAUUUAAUGUCCUGGGCUGGGAUGUAGGGAAUGCAGCUUGGUGCUUCAGUUGUGACCUUUACAUUGCAUCAUGGCAACUGCUGUGUCAGUGCAGUGAUUCACAGGAUCAUAUGGGGUGUGUGUGUGUGUGUGAUGCAGUUACAGUUGAGUAUCCUAGGAAAUAUUAGUCACUUCCGAACUUCCCUUUGAGGGUCCAACUUGACACUGCUGAAUCCUCUCAUGUUCCCCCCCAACUUUUUUUUUUAAAUAGGGCAUGACCAUACAACAGGAGGUGUGAACUCUGAGUUAAACAAACCAAGCCUUGCAUUGCACGAGAAACUUUAACCACACAGAUCCUGACCUAGUCUUGAAUUUCUCUUAUGGCACCCUCCCUUGAGAUGAAGCUUUUUAAAAGUUGACAUUGUAUAGCUUCGUUGCCCUUGUGUUUUUACUUAAAGGAGUCUAUAAAAGCUCUUUACCAAUAUUACCCUAGAAGCAUGCUCAUUUUAGUCUCAGUAAAGUUGUACCAUGACUCGAUCUGCUUUUUGUAAGCCUGCUAGGAAAAAUGGGGUGAGGAGUGAAAAUUGUGUGAAGGACCCUACUUUGGCAUAAGCACAGAUUUUUAAAGCUUAGCUUCUGGAACAGUCCAGUGGUUUGGUGGAGGAAUAAUAUAUUGAACACUUGGAAAACAGGAAUCCUAUAUCUGCCUCCGGUUGCUCGGAUGAAAUUUCCUGUAUAUUUGCUCUUUGUUUUCACAGUCACUGAUUUGAUAAAAUAAACUGGUACUUUCUAAAA